CUCCACACUCACAGUCGCCAUCGCAAUCUCCAUCCUUCGUUGUCUGCGUCGCACGACAAUGAAUGGCUGACAACAUGAGAAGCUCUAAGCCAUUGAGACGGUCUGGCAUGAAGCGCGACAUGGAGCGCAACGGCAAGCCACACACCAAGCAUCCCGAAGGCGCGGGAAAGGCGGAUACCAAGCCAAAGGCCUCACGCGCGUCUCCUCCUCCAAAAGAUGAUUUCGAUCUCGAUGCAGCGGAAGACGCAAAUGGUUACAAGGAGGAGCAGAUGUACCUUAUGGAGCGCGAGAAGGUACGCAAGGCAAACAAGGCUAGGAAAGCGCAAGGCGAGAAGCCUCUCAAAAUGCCCGUUAAGCCGAAGCGAGAGAUCGUGCACCCACGCAAGCGUCAGAACCUCGACGACUCCGAUGACUCCGACGGGACACCGGGGGUCGAUUCUGGGGGACGCGAACUGCAGUACGAAGGCCAGCGAAUCUUGCCUUUUGACCCAUUAGUAGAGCUUGCAUCCCUGCCUCCAGGUACCGAACCCGACGAGAUCACCCUCAAGCAGCGCGCACUUGAACCACGAGCUCCACCACCUAGGAAGACCCGUGUCGAUGACGCUCCUCCUGGUGCGCUUGGAAACGGCCUGCUUUCAUGGCUCAAGUCAGAGUCGGGCACAACCUCCUCCGUCAAGCCUGAGGCCGGCAUCAAGCACGACAUCAGACCACAUAUCGCUGACGUGAAGCCUAAUAUCAGCCGCAAUGUGAAGCCUCACGUUAGCGCGGACGUCAAACCCGUGGUUUCGCACCACGACGUGAAGCUACAGAUCUCUCCCGAAAUCAAGCCAAGCCGUCCGUCUGACUUCGAUAUCAAGCCGUCCGCCGCCGCCCUGCAAGCUGCAGACCUCAACGCCCAGCUGUCAGGGGACGAACAGCAAAGCAGCGAAGUUGGCGAGGACGAGGAAGAUUACAGUGAAGAUGUCAUUAUCGCGCCCUGGGGAUCCAACCGACCUCUUCCAGCAGCAAAUGAGGCGCCCGGGGAGGAAGAGGAAGAGGAAGUCUAUACCGAAGAUGAGACCGAGGAGGUGUACUCUGACGACGAGGGCUCUAGUACACCCCCUGACAACUCGCAACUGCGAACGUCAGCUCCGUCAUCGCAGUCUCAAGAACACUCGCUUGUGCCAAUCGGCUCCAAGGUCAUCGCUGUCAAAGAGCGUCCGGCUUUCCCGUGCACGGAGCAGCAGCUCAAUAUUGGGCCUCACAACAUCGACUCGGAUGAUUCGUCCAUGGUGAUACCAUCCUCUAUCAAUCGUUUUCUUCGCAAUUAUCAACGCGAUGGAGUCGAAUUCUUCUACUCCAAGUACAAGAGGGGCUACGGCGGCAUCCUCGGCGAUGAUAUGGGAUUGGGCAAGACUGUACAAGUCAUCGCAUUUCUGUCAGCUAUCAUGCGCAAGACGGGCACAGCUGAGGACAAAGGCCGCCGCAAGCAUCUCAUCCGCAGUACCAAUGUUCAGAGCAUUGCCGCCAAGAGGUGGCCAACCGCCCUUAUCGUGUGUCCGACAUCCCUCGUUGACAACUGGAGCCGAGAGUUGGACACUUGGGGAUUCUUCGAGUACAAAGUCCUACGUUCCAGCUCUGAUCGAGGCGAUAUUGAGACUAUGCGACUUGGAUACCUCGAUAUUUUGUUGACCUCUUAUGAGAUGUGCAUCAAGUUUGCAGACGAAUUGAAGACAGCCCCAUUUUCGACCGUGUUCGUGGACGAGGCGCACCGCUUAAAGAAGCCCACUGGGCUUUUAACCUUGGCCGUGAAGAAGCUUCGCGCCGGCACGUGCUUUGCCUUGACAGGUACUCUGAUCCAAAAUCGCAUGGAAGAGAUGUGGUCGGUUCUCGACUUUGUUCAUCGCGGUUGGGCCGGCACGUUCAAGCAGUGGAAGACAUUUGCAGCGAGGCCCGUCACACGUGGCCAUCGACGCGACGGCACUUUGUUCGAGGUUGUCCAGGCCAUUAAACGUGUAGGAGAGUUGAAGGACAAGGUUUUACCUCAUUUCUACAUUCGCCGCGACAAAGGACUGAUUGCUCAUGAGCUACCUAAAAAGCAUGAUAAGGUCGUGCUGUGCCCCCUCGCCAAGAAUCAGGAGGCAGUGUACAAACGGGUUGUCGAUUCGGCUGACAUGAUGUUCAUCCUCGGAUCCAAAAAUCCUUGCGACUGCGGAUCGGGCAGAAUGCGGAUGGCUUGUUGCGCAGAGGUCAACUCACAAGGUGACGACUAUCGGACAGCCGUCUUGAAGAUGUUCCACGCUCUUGGGCGCUGUGCAAAUCACCUCGCCCUCUUGUACUCCAGCCCAAAUGAUCCGCCAAAAGUCAAAGCCACGGCUAAGCGCCUCUUUGAAUUUUGCGUGGGUUUGACAUACGAUCCCAACCGUCAUAAUCAGAUCGAGGCAGCACUGGAUCCCGAUAAUUGCGGCAAAUGGCUCCUACUGGUGCAGAUGUUGAGGGAGUGGCGCUUGCGUCCCGAGGAGAAGAAUAAGAUCCUGGUCUUCUCCAAUUCGGUCCGGCUGCUCAACAUGAUUCAUGAGUUUAUAAAUACCACUCCAUCUCUGUCUGGCUUUGGCUGCGAACUGUUCAUAGGCGAAGUCGACAAGGCGGACCGCAUGGGCAUUGUGGAUAGGUUCCAGGACCCAGAUGGCGACCUAUCAAUCAUGCUUGUCAGCACAAUGGCUGGCGGCGUAGGACUUAACCUCACUGCCGCCAACAAGGUCGUGAUCUUUGAUCCCAACUGGAACCCUGCCAAUGAUUUGCAAGCCAUGGACCGCGCUUUCCGCAUUGGACAAACUCGCCCCGUGGAUGUGUAUCGGCUCAUCGGCCAAGGCACUGUGGAAGAACUGAUGUACGAGCGGCAAAUUUACAAGCAGCAGCGCUCUCGUCAAAUGAACAAAGGCACAUUCGAGCGCCGAACUCAUGCGGGCUACGAGGGCGCGACGGAUAUGAGCGACAAAGGCGAGCUGUUUGGGGUCCACAACCUCUUCCGCUACUGGCCCGGGGGAUAUGUCAAGAACAAUCUUGAGCGUGUCCGUCAAGACGAAGAUCGAUUCCGGCUGGAUCUGAUCGAGGCCGAGUACGAGAAUGAUAGUGGGGAUGAGGAGGACGGUGUCACCGCAGCCCGCCGGGAGCGCGACAAGCGGAAGGCCAGCCAGGCGGCGGAGCAGGAAGAGGCUAGCCUCCUGACCGAGCUGAUCUCGGACGGUACCGGACCGUCUAGCGAAGGAGAGGACCUACUGACGAAAUUGGGCAUCUCCACUAUGGAACACGACAAGGCGUUCCGUGACUCUCCUGAGGAGCGCGCCUUAUACGAAAUGGGCCUGGAAAUCUUAAAACACCAGCCACACCUUGCAAGCACGCUCGCCAACGAUGUUGCCCGACUUACCGCUGCGACCCGCCCGGCAAAGAAGGCGCGCAGGUCAGAGGACUCGAAGGAACUGAAGCGCGAGCAGGUCGAAGAGCCAUGGAAGGACCGUUUCGCAGCUGGGCGCGUACGUAAUCGCGGCAAACAGUUGGUAGAUUCGGACGAGGAGUAGAACCAUGAUGAUACCAAGUGACAUAAUGGUAACCCGCAUCCCCAUACCCAAUCCUGUAACCAUUAAAAGUCUAUGUAUUCUACUACACGCCA
Molecule: messenger RNA, 3649 nt
Organism: Cutaneotrichosporon oleaginosum
Lineage: Eukaryota; Fungi; Basidiomycota; Tremellomycetes; Trichosporonales; Trichosporonaceae
Molecular function (GO): ATP binding; ATP-dependent chromatin remodeler activity
Source: RefSeq, a predicted model, not a curated record